Molecule: messenger RNA, 642 nt
Organism: Propithecus coquereli (Coquerel's sifaka)
Lineage: Eukaryota; Metazoa; Chordata; Mammalia; Primates; Indriidae
Product: forkhead box protein I3-like
Exons: 2
Coding region: 1-642 (213 amino acids)
Biological process (GO): anatomical structure morphogenesis; cell differentiation; regulation of transcription by RNA polymerase II
Molecular function (GO): DNA-binding transcription factor activity, RNA polymerase II-specific; RNA polymerase II cis-regulatory region sequence-specific DNA binding
Source: RefSeq, a predicted model, not a curated record
AUGGUUGUGAGGGAUUCAGGGAAAGGUAAUUACUGGACGCUGGACCCAAACUGUGAGAAAAUGUUUGACAAUGGGAACUUCCGUCGGAAGCGAAAGCGCCGCUCUGAGGCCAGCAGCAGUUCCACACUGGCUCCCGGGACAUCAAAAUCAGAAGAAGGGCUCUCCUCAGGAUUGGGGUCUGCAGUAGCGGGGAAGCCAGAAGGAGAUAGCCCCUCCUCUCUGCUGAGGCCUUCUCAGUCCCCAGAGCCUCCCGAGGGCACCAAGAGUACUGCUUCCUCUCCUGGAGGAUCCGUGCUCACCUCCACCCCUUGCCUCAACACGUUCUUCAGCAGUCUCAGCACCUUGAGUGUCAGCAGCAGCGGGAAUGCCCAGCGAGCUCUCCCUGGCAGCCGCCACCUAGGAAUCCAGGGGGCCCAGCUGCCCUCCAGCGGCACAUUCCCCCCCACCUCCAUCUCAGAAGCCUCACCAGAUGCCUUGCAGCUGAGUAACAGCACCGGCAACAGCAGCAGCCAGAGAUCUUCUUAUUACAGCCCUUUCGCUGCCAGCACCAGUGGGGGCCAGAGCAGCCCCUUCGGCAGCCCCUUCUACAACUUCAGCAUGGUCAACAGCCUCAUCUACCCCCGGGAGGGCUCUGAGGUGUAG